AUGGCUUCCGCGACAGUUGAUCAUGCAGCUGCUCCAGUUGAUGAAUUGUCGACUGAGGUUUCGGCUUUGACUGUGCAAGAGAAAGAGGCUGCCACAACCGAAUUACCUCCGCACCGGAGCCAUGAUCCUAAGGCUAACACAAGGAGAUACGAUCCCUUUCAAUUCGGACAGCGCGUCCUUCAGGAAGGCGAUGAUAUCUUCGAGUUCAAUGCCUGGGAUCAUGUGGAGACUGACGACGACUAUAAGGAAUACGCAGAACAGCAGUAUGCUAUGCAGCGGGAGUCGCCAGUCUCCGACUUCGAUAAAAAUAGAUUCAACUCGGACCCUGCAAAGUGGUGGAAUCUCUUUUAUAAGAAUAACACUGCUAACUUCUUCAAGAAUCGCAAGUGGUUACAACAUGAGUUUCCCAUCCUUGCCAAGGUUACAGCUGAAGAUGCCGGUCCGGCCACAAUCCUGGAAAUAGGUGCUGGUGCCGGCAACACUGCAUUCCCCAUCUUAGCCAACAACAAGAACCCCAAGCUGAAAGUGCAUGCUUGUGACUUCUCCAAGAAGGCCGUUGAGGUAAUGCGUAGUCACGAAGAGUAUAAUACCGACUUCAUGCAAGCCGACGUAUGGGAUGCCGCUAGUGAGGAGCUCCCUCCUGGUCUCGGAGAGGGCAGCGUAGACGUUGUCUUCAUGAUCUUCAUAUUCUCAGCCCUGUCCCCGAAGCAAUGGGAACAAGCCGUUCGGAACGUUCAUCGGGUACUCAAGCCAGGCGGCGAGGUUUGCUUCCGCGAUUACGGCAGAGGUGAUCUAGCACAGGUCCGAUUCAAGAAAGGACGAUACCUGGAUGAGAACUUCUAUAUUAGGGGAGACGGCACGCGAGUUUACUUCUUCGAGAAAGAAGAGCUCGAACAAAUAUGGUCCGGCGCACCGACAGUUAAUAGAGAAGGAGCGGAGAGUGAAGAGGUGACCGCCUCUGAAGAAUCAAAGACGAAACUAGUAGCAGAAGAGGCUUUGUUUGAUAUAGAACAGCUCGGCGUCGAUAGAAGGAUGGUGGUAAAUAGAGCGCGGCGGAUUAAGAUGUACCGCUGCUGGAUCCAAGGCCACUUUCGAAAGAAAUAA
Messenger RNA from Annulohypoxylon maeteangense, 1104 nucleotides. Its product is annotated as methyltransferase. The coding region runs from base 1 to 1104 and encodes 367 amino acids. NCBI's taxonomy places the organism in Eukaryota, Fungi, Ascomycota, Sordariomycetes, Xylariales, Hypoxylaceae. The transcript is spliced from 2 exons. Gene Ontology annotation, molecular function: tRNA (cytidine-N3)-methyltransferase activity. The record is from RefSeq and is a predicted model, not a curated record.